UAAACGUCUCCUAACUCCUAAGAGAAUAAGCAAAUGAACAAUGUCGGAAUAUAAGGGCUAGGAGGCCUCUAAGCCGCCGGAUACAUAGGACAUAAAAAGACUGUGUGAGUGUGUAACGUCAAUCUUGCGGCAUCUUUCUCAACUCGGAAGAAAAUGGAAGGAACAAAAGCGGCGGAGGAAGAGGAGGAGCAGGUAGUGAAUCCAUGGGAAGUGUCGGCUAAAGACGGAGGGAAGAUCGACUACGACAAGCUGAUCGACAAGUUUGGAUGCCAGAGGCUGGACCAAACCCUAAUUGACCGUGUUCAACGCCUCACUUCUCGCCCUCCUCACGUCUUUCUCCGCCGCGGUGUCUUCUUCGCUCACCGGGAUUUGAAUGAAGUUUUGGAUGCCUAUGAGAGAGGAGACAAGUUUUACUUGUACACAGGCAGAGGACCUUCUUCUGAGGCUUUGCAUUUGGGGCAUUUGGUUCCUUUCAUGUUCACCAAGUACUUGCAAGAUGCCUUUAAGGUUCCUCUUGUUAUACAACUUACUGAUGAUGAGAAGUGCAUGUGGAAAAAUCUCUCUGUGGAGGAAAGCCAAAGACUUGCUCGUGAGAAUGCUAAAGACAUUAUAGCAUGUGGUUUUGACAUUUCUAGAACCUUCAUUUUCUCAGAUUUUGAUUAUGUUGGAGGUGCCUUCUACAAGAACAUGGUGAGGGUUGGAAAGUGUGUCACAUACAAUAAGGUCGUUGGUAUUUUUGGUUUCACAGGGGAAGAUCAUAUUGGGAAAGUGAGUUUCCCGCCUGUGCAGGCAGUUCCAUCCUUUCCGAGUUCAUUUCCACACCUCUUCUCUGGAAAAGAUGAUCUUCGUUGCUUGAUUCCGUGUGCUAUUGAUCAGGAUCCUUAUUUCAGAAUGACACGGGAUGUUGCUCCUCGGUUAGGAUAUCACAAGCCCGCAUUGAUUGAAUCAUUAUUCUUCCCUGCCCUUCAGGGGGAGACAGGAAAAAUGUCUGCUAGUGAUCCCAAUUCUGCAAUAUACGUGACUGAUUCUGGGAAGGACAUUAAGAACAAGAUAAACAAGUAUGCAUUUUCUGGUGGACAAGAUUCCAUAGAGAACCACAGAAAAUAUGGAGCAAAUCUUGAGGUAGACAUACCAAUUAAAUAUCUUGGUUUUUUCCUAGAGGAUGAUGCUGAGCUUGAGUACAUAAGGACGGAAUAUGGUGCGGGACGUAUGCUAACAGGUGAGGUGAAGAAACGCCUUAUCGAAGUUUUGACUGAAUUGGUGGAAAGACAUCGGAGGGCUCGGGCUGCGGUGACUGAUGAGAUGGUGGAUGCUUUCAUGGCAGUGAGACCACUUCCCAAUAUGUUCAACUAGAAAUAGUGAUUUGAACAACUUUCGAUUUGUGGGGAUGAUUGAUUCAUAAAGAAUAUUUGAUGUCGGUCUAUUUAUAAUUUUAAGAUUAUCUCAGUUAUAUACUUAUAUCUUUUUAUUCCCCACGGUUUUAUUCACUUUAAACCCAAAGCAAUCUGGAAAGUGUAAAAUCUUUGUCUGCAAUUUUGGAUCAAGUACUAAUUUAUAGCAGCAUUUUGGAUCAUAUUCAAGAUCCGAACUUCAUGGA
Molecule: messenger RNA, 1597 nt
Organism: Vitis riparia (riverbank grape)
Lineage: Eukaryota; Viridiplantae; Streptophyta; Magnoliopsida; Vitales; Vitaceae
Product: tryptophan--tRNA ligase, cytoplasmic
Exons: 12
Coding region: 154-1353 (399 amino acids)
Biological process (GO): tryptophanyl-tRNA aminoacylation
Cellular component (GO): cytoplasm
Molecular function (GO): ATP binding; tryptophan-tRNA ligase activity
Source: RefSeq, a predicted model, not a curated record